Arctia plantaginis is the source of this 3642-nucleotide messenger RNA. NCBI's taxonomy places the organism in Eukaryota, Metazoa, Arthropoda, Insecta, Lepidoptera, Erebidae. The record is from the annotation of a GenBank genome assembly.
AUGGCCGACCGUGAACGUCCUGCGAAAACCCCCAUUAGGGUGGGAUUUUAUGACAUCGAGAGGACUAUUGGCAAGGGAAAUUUUGCCGUCGUUAAGUUAGCACGACAUCGAAUAACGAAGACUGAGGUAGCAAUUAAGAUAAUAGAUAAAUCACAAUUAGACGCCAGUAAUCUUCAGAAAGUCUACAGGGAGGUGGAUAUUAUGAAGAGACUGGAUCACCCUCAUAUAAUUAAGCUUUACCAGGUCAUGGAGACGAAAAACAUGAUCUACAUAGUGUCUGAAUAUGCAAGUAAAGGAGAGAUUUUUGAUUAUAUAGCCCGGUAUGGUCGCAUGGCUGAGCAAGCAGCCCGUCGCAAGUUUUGGCAAAUCCUCUCCGCCGUGGAGUACUGCCACGAGAGGCGUAUCGUUCAUAGAGAUCUCAAGGCGGAGAAUUUAUUAUUGGAUGCAAAUAUGAACAUCAAGAUUGCCGAUUUUGGAUUCAGCAAUUAUUACGCUACUGGCGAACUCCUGGCGACGUGGUGUGGUUCUCCUCCCUACGCUGCGCCUGAAGUUUUUGAGGGAAAGAGAUACACCGGCCCUGAAAUUGAUAUUUGGAGUCUCGGCGUUGUGUUAUACGUUCUCGUGUGUGGGGCUUUACCGUUCGACGGCUCCACUCUGCAGUCAUUAAGGGACAGAGUGCUCUCUGGCAGAUUUAGGAUACCGUAUUUUAUGAGCGAAGAUUGUGAGUCGUUGAUUCGCAAGAUGUUAGUCCUGGAGCCAAUGAAGAGGUACACCAUAGAACAGAUAAAAAAACACAGGUGGAUGGCAUCUGAACCGUAUGCCCUAACGACUGUGAGCGCUGACCCCGCGAGGAGUCCUGCACAUGUACCUUCUCAUCACGAGCCUAAUGAACAAGUGCUGAGACUGAUGCAGAGCUUAGGGAUUGACCCUGUUAAAACGAAAGAGAGUCUUCGGUCUAACAGCUACGACCAUCAUGCAGCGAUAUACCUUCUUCUUCUUGAAAGAUUGCGAGCUCGGGCGGCAAGCGGAGUUAGUGUGGCUGAAGCUCGCACCAGACCUUCGCGUCGUCCUUCGUCUGUAGCCGAUCAAGCACUAGUAAAAGAAGCUCAUGAUGCAAGACGGGAACAUCAUAAUAGAUUACUUCAUGCUGGUGAUAUUCAAUCGCGGGACUACAGUAGAGUCACCCCGACAAUAUCAACUGCUCCGGCCGACGCGUCGUCUGCCGAAACACAGCGACUUCUGUCACUCGCAGGUGUCAACAUGACUGAACAGCGACUGCUCCAGCGAAACUCCGACCCUUCGGAUACGCAUCGGAGCUUUCUAGUAGGCAACCUUGAUGUUCUCUCCAGCAGAAGCCAUGAAUCCGAGUCCACUAGGCUGCUAUCUUUAAGAAAUAUUGAUGUCUCUCAGUCUAAUCAAAGGUUAGGAGCCAAAGUGAGCGAAGCUUCUGUCCCUACUCACAGACUCCUUACUUCGACAUAUGAACAGCAACAAAACAUACUAAAACAAUCUAGCGAGGACUGUCGACGUCUGUUGCAACAGUCUACAACUGUUGGUCCAGAAACGAGCAAAAAUACUAUCGAUGGUACCAGAUUACUAACAUCUUCCAGCUUUGAUUCCAAGUGUGCGAUUGAUGGUGGUAGAAGUUCUUCGGCGUCAGAUCACAAUGCUAUAGCAAACUUUCUCCAAAAUUCAGCUUCGGCAACAAAUUUCAAUGUAGAAAAUGUGAAAUUACCUAAUUCUACCACUUUUACCAUGUGUUCAGAAGCAGCAAAACUUAUGAAUACUUUGCAGCAGUCUCCUUUGCCGUUAAAAGGGACUGUCAAUUUGAGUACUAGUCCAAUUCCACCGCAACUUACGGACUCGAAAUUAACUAGUGUUUUAGAACAACCAAAGCCGCUGGAAUCCACUAGACUUGUGUCACAAGCGCAACAACAAGAUCUCAACCGUCUUCAAACUAGUACACCGCCUUUUAAAGACUACAUGAAUCAUCAUCUUCCUUCUUAUUCAUAUUUACAAAACUGUGGUGUGCCACCGAUGUCGAGCUCUGGGGACUCAAACUUUUCCACUUCCACAGCUACGAGUGAAUUAUUGCCAAGUACUUUAUAUAGACCAGAUAGUAAAUUUUCGCUAAAUAGAUAUACCACAACUCAAACGUAUUCUCAAAAUCUUCAAGGUGGCACAACGGAAGCGACAAAAUUUCAACAACAAUAUUCAUCGUCGACAGACGAAGGUUGCGAGACCGAUAUGGAAGACGUCGUGAGUGUACCAAGUGGCAUGCAAAACCGAUUAAGUUCAUACGCCAGUUCCAGUUCUAGUAGCGGAGUUGUUACUUUUUUUAAUAAUAAAAGUCUUAGCCAGAAUCUUAGUUGUGAUUCAUCACAAAGUAAUUUUUCCACAUUUGAAAGUUUAGACUAUCAACUAUCGGAUUGUUCCAGUGAAUUAACAAGCAGUCUACCAAGUUGUACGUCUAAUGAAGAUAAAUUAUCAUAUGAGAAUAGCUCACUCAUAAAUACGAGCCCAAUGCAUCCAUGUGUGUACAUAUCUUCCUAUAACAAUAAAACCCCUGGUGCGGGGUUUAUCUCGAGACACAAUCCUUUGAACUAUCAAUCUGCCAAUAAAAACUGCACCCGAGCGAUUACGCGGAGUCCUGUUGACUUUCGGGAAGGUCGUCGAGCGAGUGACGGGCUAGUUGCACAACAAGCUGCACAGUCUACCGACUCACAAAAGAAUAGUUUAGCUUUCAACAGCCAGCGUUUAAACGAAAACUGUAAAGCUAAAGGCGUGCUAGAACUUCAUUUGGUACAAAAAGAAGCCCAAAAACUCAAGACACAGUACCAAUCGACCAUACCGGCAGAAGAGAUGACACAGAGACAGAUUCAGCAUAAUCAGUUCGCCGCAAGUUUCAGUCCUCAUUUCUUAGAUACUAAAAAUCCUACACCAAAACGUAUUAGCCUGCCGGAAUCGUUUAGUUACUCGAGUACCUCGCCGCCGAUGCCCGCGAGUCCUAAAAUGGUGUCUCAAAUACAGGAACAAACAGAAUUGCCACACGGGUCUUCCGUUUCACAGAUUAGCAAACCACCGCUACAGCAGCAGCUAAUGCAACACAGAUUGUUUCAACAAAAACGGCAGUUACUACAGAAACAGAUGACUCCCCCGACGAUUCCCGCUCACGAAUUGACCAUGCACACUCUUCAAGUGGGCCUCAGUAGACGGCAAAUGUUACGACAGCAGAGUUACAAGAUAGCUCAACAACAACAAAUUCUGCCUCCCUUACCGCUGACCGAAACCGAAAAUCGCGAUCUACUCGCUUUCCAAGCGAUAGUAGAAGGACCUAACAGAAGUCCAAAAAAUAAAUUAGAGGAAAGUCAAGAGGACGUCUCGAAGUUUGCAUAUCAGGGCUCGAUGGAGAUCAGUAUAAUGAAUAAGGAUAGAUUAGGUAACGAGAACUGGUCGAACCUGCCGUCGAGCCUGCAGUCUGCGUGCCAGAUAUCGGAGCUGGCGGGGCGGCGGGAGGCACGCGAGGGCGAGGUCGAGACGAGCGGCCACGCUGCGGUAGACGCGCCGCUGUGGCCGGGCCAGUGGAACGCGGGCCUGUUCCCGCCGCAGCCUUGUUUCCAGGUAUUCCAACAGAUCAAUUAA